GACCUGGAAAACAUGCACUGUGUGGGGUACUGAGGACCGAGUUUGCAGACCUAUACUGUAUAGGCUUUUUGCUUCAGAUGUAGAGUCUGCCCACCUUUAAAAUCAUGGCUCUGACGGCCCUCCAGGGCACAGGUUAUCAAUUGCGCCGGAUCCUGACCUAUUUCCCAGAGGAUAUCAGCCUUGCCUUCGCCUAUGGAUCUGGGGUGUUCAAACAGUCCAGCGCUCCCCAGGCUAGUGCUAAAAACAACAUGCUGGACUUUGUGUUUGCGGUUGAUGAUCCGGUCAUGUGGCAUACCAUGAAUCUGAUGCAGAACCGGAGUCACUACGCUUUCAUGAAAUACCUGGGCCCAAAACAAAUUAGUAAUGUGCAGAAUAAGUAUGGUGCUGGGGUUUAUUAUAACACCCUGGUUCCAUGUGAUGGGAAGGUAAUAAAGUAUGGGGUUAUAAGCACUGAUACUCUCAUCGAAGAUUUGACCCACUGGAGAACGUUGUACAUCGCUGGCCGCCUACACAAACCAGUGAAAAUUCUAGUGCAGAAAGAGAACAAGCUGCUCCAUAUGGCAUUGGCCUCCAACCUGAAGAGCGCAGUAGUCGCUUCUUUCCUGAUGUUACCUGAAAGCUUCUCUGAGGAAGUUCUCUACCUGCAGAUUGCUGGCCUCUCAUACUCAGGUGACUUCCGGAUGAUAGUUGGUGAAGAUAAAUCCAAGGUGAUGAAUAUCGUCAAGCCAAGCAUUGGCCAUUUCCAGAAGCUGUACAGUGGCAUAUUACAGGAGUGUAGUCAGGCUGUGUAUAAACCUGCACAGGGCAAUGUAGAGGUAGAUAAGAGUCCAGAGGGUCAGUUUCUUCUGCUAAUGAGUUUACCAAAGACUUUACAGCAGAAAAUAACCGCUCUCGUGGACCAUCCUGGAAGGAAUAGGGAUGUGGAAGAGGUAUUAUUACAAGUGGCUCAGGAUCCAGACUGUGGGAGCGUGGUACAGCAAGCUAUCACUGGGAUAGUGAAAUCAUCCAGUUUGACUCAGAGCGCUAAAGGGAUAGUCACUGCUGGAGUUAAGAAAACGGUUUCGUAUAGUGCAAAGAAGCUCUACAAAAUGAUGAGGAGUCUGCGCCGAUCAGAACUGUGAUGCAUAUGAUUAUACUUGUAUAUGAUUAUUUAUAUUUGUACUUUUUAUGAAUUUAAUAUAAAGUGAACCACAGUUGUGAAAUUUUUUUUACAACUCUCCGCUAAUUGCAAUUAUUUAAAUAAACUUUCUCUGAUUUCA
This is a messenger RNA of Pseudophryne corroboree (corroboree frog), 1259 nucleotides long. RefSeq names its product TAM41 mitochondrial translocator assembly and maintenance homolog (gene TAMM41). Gene Ontology annotation, biological process: cardiolipin biosynthetic process; CDP-diacylglycerol biosynthetic process. NCBI's taxonomy places the organism in Eukaryota, Metazoa, Chordata, Amphibia, Anura, Myobatrachidae. The record is from RefSeq and is a predicted model, not a curated record. The transcript is spliced from 9 exons. Bases 105 to 1121 code for a protein of 338 amino acids. Gene Ontology annotation, cellular component: mitochondrion. Gene Ontology annotation, molecular function: phosphatidate cytidylyltransferase activity.